AAACUCUUUUAAAAUCGAAAAAUAAUGUAUAACUAUUUUUUUAACACCACUUAUAACUACUUAAGUUUACAAUUGUACCCAAUUUAUAAAGGAAAUAAACCUUCUAAUUAAUAGAUUUUGGGGUAAAUUGUAAAUAUAACUUUAAACUCUUUUAAAAUCAAAAAAUAACGUACAUCUACUUUUUUUUUGAACACCCACUUAUAACCAUUUAUGUUUACAAUCGUACCCAAUUUAUAAAGGAAAUAAGCUUUUUUGUUAAUAGAUUUUGGGAUAAAUUGCAAAUGCAACCCUAAACUCUUUUAAAAUCAGAAACUAAACCUGUAACUAUCAAAACUUCACAAUUACACCCAGUUUUAUAAAGGUGUAAGCUUUGAUGAGUUUGUGUAACAUUAACACUGAUGAAGAAGCACUACAAACAAAUUCUCUCCCAACUGGAGAACUGCAGAACAAUAACGGAACUAAACCAACUCCACGCCCUCAUGAUUAAAUCCUCUGUCAUCAAAAACAUCAUCCCCUUAAGCCGUCUCAUAGACUUCUGCACCACCUCCCCGGAGACCACGAACCUCACCUACGCGUCCUCAGUUUUCGAAACCAUCGUUUCCCCGAGCGUCUACAUAUGGAACUCCAUGAUCAGAGGCUACUCAAACAGUCCCAAACAAGACAAAGCACUGACCUUUUACCGAGAAAUGGUUCGUAAAGGGUACUCUCCGGAUCACUUCACGUUUCCUUACGUCCUCAAAGCGUGUUCUGUGGUGAGGGAUGUUUGGUUUGGGAGAUGUGUUCAUGGGUUUGUUGUGAAGACAGGGUUUGUUGUGAACAUGUAUGUUUCCACUUGCUUGCUUCAUAUGUACAUGUGUUGUGGUGAAGUGGAGUGUGGUCUGAAGGCUUUUGAGGGUGUGCCGAAGUGGAACGUUGUGGGUUGGGGGAGUUUGGUGUCUGGGUUUGUGAGUAAUAAUCGGUUUAGGGAGGCUAUUGAGGUGUUUAGUGAGAUGGAGAGGUAUGGUGUGAAGGUGAAUGAGAUGAUAAUGGUGGAUCUUUUUGUUGCUUGUGGGAGAUGUAAAGAUGUUGAGAGAGGGAAAUGGUUUCAUGGGCUUGUUAAAGAGUUAGGCUUUGAUCCUUAUUUACAGUCGGGAGAUGGUUUUAAUGUGAUCUUGGCGACUAGUUUGGUUGAUAUGUAUGGGAAAUGCGGAGAUUUGAGAACCGCGAGGUAUCUGUUCGACGAAAUGCCUAAGAGAAGCUUGGUUUCUUGGAAUUCUAUUAUUACAGGGUAUAGUCAGAGCGGUGAUGGAGAGGAGGCGAUGCGUUUGUUUUCGGAUAUGAUUGGUUUGGGUUUCUCUCCUGAUAAGGUUACGUUUUUGAGUGUCAUAAGAGCUUCCAUGGUUCAAGGAUCGGGACGAAUGCUUCACGGUUUUGUAUUGAAAACUGGGUUUGUGAAGGAUGCUGCUGUGGUUUGUGCGCUUGUGGAUAUGUACGCUAAAAGGGGUGAUGCAGAGAGCGGGAAGAGAGCGUUUGAAGAUCUGGAGAAGAAAGAUACGAUUGCUUGGACUGUGGUGAUCAUUGGGUUAGCGAGUCAUGGGCAUGGGAAGGAAGCGUUGAGUGUGUUCCAGAGGAUGCGAGAGGAAGGUAAUGCUAAACCUGAUGGAAUCACAUUUGUUGGGGUGUUGUAUGCGUGCAGCCAUGUGGGGUUGGUGGAGGAAGGGCGAAGAUACUUUAAGGAAAUGAGAGAUGUUUACGGCAUAGAGCCAACGGUUGAGCACUAUGGAUGUAUGGUUGAUAUCUUGAGCCGUGCUGGUUGUUUUGAAGAGGCAGAGAGAUUGGUGAAGACGAUGCCGGUACAGCCCAAUGCUAAUGUAUGGGGUGCGUUGUUGAAUGGCUGUGAGAUUCAUGAGAACUUCGAUCUGGCUGAUCGAAUAAGAUCUGUGGUGAGUGAAUCAGAAGAACUCGGUAGUGGAAUCUAUGUUCUGCUUUCUAAUAUCUACGCUAGAGCUGGACGGUGGAGUGAUGUGAAGCUAGUUAGAGAAUCAAUGAAUAGCAGAAGAAUAGCUAAAGUUUUAGGUCAUAGUUCUGUUGAAACAACGUUCUAAAUUCUCAUGGUCAUGCUUUUAUUCUUUCUAUUUAGAAAAGUUCUAAUAGAUCAAUAGUACUUUUAACAGAAUCUUUUCCAGGAAAAACGAAAUUCAAAAACUCUUAGAAGCUU
Brassica rapa (field mustard) is the source of this 2197-nucleotide messenger RNA. Its product is annotated as putative pentatricopeptide repeat-containing protein At3g05240. Gene Ontology annotation, molecular function: RNA binding; protein binding. Gene Ontology annotation, biological process: RNA modification. The record is from RefSeq and is a predicted model, not a curated record. Lineage: Eukaryota; Viridiplantae; Streptophyta; Magnoliopsida; Brassicales; Brassicaceae.